AUGGCCUCCUCCAGCAACCCUCACCAACCAGACAUGUCCAACUCCUCGCCUCCAGCUUCCCUCAUCGACGGCCAAUUCCAAUCGGUUCAAACGCCCGACGCCGCUUCUUCCACCGCCGGCGAAUCGCAGGCAAUGUCGACGCCAUGGCCGUGCCCCGCGUCAGACCAUCUCAUCCAAAUCGCCGCCAACUCGCCCUUGAAGAAAAUCCCAGGGUUGACAUCUGAGCCAGAUGUCGCGUCGCCGCUCCCGCCGCUUCCUCCGCCAAUAGCAGCGUCGCCUCUGCAGGAGCUGACUUCAAAUGAUGUCGCUGGCGUGCCUUGUCUUUCUAGCAAUACAUUGCAUGCCGUUCCGGGCUUCGCCUCUCCGCCUCCCGUGCGGCUGGACGUGGAUGGCGAAGGCGGGUUUGCGCAACUUCUCGCCUCCGCGGAUUCCGCCGUUUCUUCCGCCAUUCCCCCUACCUUCGCGCUGGACACGCAGUCCACGGAGCUGGGAGCUGAGCUCGGCGCGCUUCCGUCGCGCAGCUUCCCACUCGGGGGGGUUGCUGGGAGCGGAGAGCGGUGGCGCGCGCUUCCAGCGGCGAGGAUUGCGGGGAGCAGAGAGGGCUGGGGGGCUCGAAGAGACUUCCUGGAAAAGGCGCUGCAGCCGCCCGUUGCAGCAGCGGAGAAUGUAACGGGGCAGUUUGUAGCGAGACAUGCUGUAGCAGGGCAGGCUGUAGCGGGGCAGCCUGUAGCAGGACAGCUUGUAACGGGGCAGCUUAUAGUUGGGGAGGGAGAGGCGACCAGAGCAGUUGGCGGGGGCGCAGGGGGAAGCGCGGAGGGCACGUGGGGAAGGGCGGGGGGCACUGGGGGAGAUGCGCACUGCGUAGGCGCGAAUGGGGAGGGCGCGGGGCGGAGGGAUGAGAGCGCGCGGUUCUGGGAGAGCUACGUGGCGGAAAGGGCAGUGGCGGCGGGGGAGAUGGUGCAGCGGAAUUGGGGGGAGGAGGGGAGGGGGUGGUGGGGGUGCAUGUGGCGGUUUUUGAAUGACAUUGCUGAUGACUGGCGGGACGAAUCCAGGCUGGUGGUGAUGAUGGAGCGAUACAAGGUCUCAGUAGACUGCUUCUUUGCAGUGUGGUUUGUGCUCGGCAAUAUCUGGGUUUUUGGCGCCAACUCUGCUGCCCAGGCCGCCCCCAGACUCUACAAUCUGAGCGUGGUGUUUCUGACUUUGAGCUGCAUCAGCUACGCCAUGCCCUUCCUCCUCUGCGCCACCAUCUGCUGCUGCCUGCCCUGCAUCAUCACGCUCAUGGGCUUCGAUAACGAUAUCGCCUCCAUUUCUCCAGCUUCUAAAGGCGCUGCUCCUGACGAGAUCGCCUCGCUGCCGUGCUUUAAGUAUAAGGAGCUGAAGCGGAGGAGGAAGGGGGGGAGUGGCGGGGGUGGGAAGGGGAGCAGCAAGGGGAGUGGUGAGAUCAGAGAGGAGGUGGGGUUGCUGUGGGCUGGCACGGACAAGGAGCGAGUGGUGCAAGGGGAGGAUGCGGUGUGCUGCAUCUGCCUAGGGCACUACAAGGAUGGGGCGGAGCUGAGACAGCUUCCCUGCAACCACCACUUCCACCAAUCCUGUGUCGACACGUGGCUGCGCAUUAACGCCAGCUGUCCGCUCUGCAAAGUGGACAUCAGCGGGCGGCCCAAGGAAGCUGUGGAUCCCGUGCUAGCAAACGAAUUUGCAGCAGCCUCCUUUGUCUAA
Molecule: messenger RNA, 1716 nt
Organism: Closterium sp. Yama58-4
Lineage: Eukaryota; Viridiplantae; Streptophyta; Zygnematophyceae; Desmidiales; Closteriaceae
Source: the annotation of a GenBank genome assembly